Molecule: messenger RNA, 1806 nt
Organism: Charadrius vociferus (killdeer)
Lineage: Eukaryota; Metazoa; Chordata; Aves; Charadriiformes; Charadriidae
Gene: SLC5A8
Product: solute carrier family 5 (sodium/monocarboxylate cotransporter), member 8
Exons: 17
Coding region: 1-1806 (601 amino acids)
Biological process (GO): sodium ion transport; propanoate transmembrane transport
Cellular component (GO): membrane
Molecular function (GO): organic acid:sodium symporter activity
Source: RefSeq, a predicted model, not a curated record
AUGGCAGGUUUCACCGUCUGGGACUAUGUGGUCUUUGCGGCCAUGCUGCUGGUCUCGGCCAUCAUCGGCAUCUACUACGCCUUCGCGGGAGGGGGGCAGAAGACACCCAAGGACUUCCUCAUGGGGGGCCGCAGCAUGAGCGCCCUCCCCGUUGCACUCUCCCUCACUGCCAGCUUCAUGUCAGCUGUCACCGUGCUGGGCACCCCUGCCGAGAUCUACCGCUAUGGGGCCAUCUUCUGCAUCUUCGCCAUCACUUACGGCCUGGUGGUGCUGUGCAGUGCUGAGAUCUUCCUGCCCGUCUUCUACAAGCUGGGCAUUACCAGCACCUACGAGUAUUUAGAGCUUCGAUUUAAUAAAUACCUGCGCCUCUGUGGAACAAUCCUCUUCAUUAUACAAACGAUGUUAUACACUGGUAUUGUCAUCUAUGCUCCAGCUUUAGCAUUAAAUCAAGUCACUGGCUUCGACUUGUGGAGUGCAGUGGUGGCGACUGGCGUGGUCUGCACUUUCUACUGCACGCUGGGUGGUCUGAAGGCAGUGGUGUGGACAGACGUUUUCCAGGUUGGAAUCAUGGUCGCUGGAUUUUCAUCUGUGAUUAUACGAGCUGUGGUGGUUCAGGAGGGAAUUGGACGCAUUGUAAACGAUUCCUACUAUGGAGGAAGAUUAAACUUCUGGGACUUCAAUCCCAAUCCUUUGCAACGGCACACCUUCUGGACGAUUGUUAUAGGUGGGACCUUCACAUGGACUGGCAUUUAUGGGGUCAACCAGUCUCAAGUACAGAGAUACAUUGCAUGCAAAAGCAGGUUCCACGCGAAAAUGUCCCUCUACAUCAACUUGUUGGGGCUCUGGGUGAUACUGGCCUGCGCGACCCUGUGCGGUCUGUCCCUCUACUCCAUCUACAAGGACUGUGACCCGUGGAUGGCAAAGCAGGUGUCAGCAUUCGACCAGCUAAUGCCAUACCUAGUGCUGGAUAUUCUCCACGAUUUUCCAGGAGUGCCAGGGCUUUUCGUGGCUAGUGCCUACAGUGGGACAUUAAGUACAGUGUCCUCCAGCAUCAAUGCUCUGGCUGCCGUGACUGUCGAAGACCUCAUUAAGCCGUACUUCAAAUCCCUCUCUGAAAAGAAGUUGUCAUGGAUUUCCAUGGGGAUGAGUCUGUUUUAUGGCGGAGUCUGCAUCGCUAUGGCUGCACUGGCAUCUCUCAUGGGAGCCUUAUUGCAGGCAGCGCUCAGCAUUUUUGGCAUGGUUGGUGGCCCCCUUUUAGGACUGUUUGCCUUGGGGAUCCUCUGCUCCUUUGCAAAUGGAAUUGGUGCAUUUGGGGGUCUUAUCAGUGGCUUUGUUGUUUCGCUUUGGGUUGGAAUCGGAUCUCAGAUUUAUCCUCCACUUCCAGAGAGGACCAAGCCACUACCUCUGUCAACUGCAGGCUGUAAUAUAUCCUCAGUAAACUGGACGACAACAGAAAAUCCCUUAACAACAGUCUUCAGCACACCAACUGCAGAGAGGCCCGCCCUGGCAGACAACUGGUAUUCCUUGUCUUAUCUCUACUUCAGCACACUUGGGACGCUUAUCACAGUAGUUGUGGGAAUUAUUAUCAGCCUCCUAACAGGAGGGCUCAAGCAGAACACAGAUCGUAAAUUCCUGCUGACCAAGGAAGAUUUCCUGUCCAGCUUCUCAUGGUCUAAAUCUGAGACAGUAAUGUUGGACUGUAACCCGUUUUCUGUGGCAGAUGAAGGAACUGACAACCCUGCUUUCAGCCACAUUGAAAUGGAUGUUGCAAGCGAUAAGGACAAAGUCAAUGGCCUUCAAGCAUGA